Messenger RNA from Syngnathoides biaculeatus (alligator pipefish), 5194 nucleotides. It is a transcript of the gene gldn, whose product is annotated as gliomedin. Gene Ontology annotation, biological process: signal transduction. Bases 1784 to 4024 code for a protein of 746 amino acids. Gene Ontology annotation, cellular component: cell surface. NCBI's taxonomy places the organism in Eukaryota, Metazoa, Chordata, Actinopteri, Syngnathiformes, Syngnathidae. The record is from RefSeq and is a predicted model, not a curated record. The transcript is spliced from 11 exons.
UGUUCUUUCAUCUAAUCUCGAUUCCGCCUUCCUGCCGGUUUGAAGUUGUUCACGGGGUCGGCAGCCGCGAUUAACAGUGCGGUGCGUGCAAAUACCGACUAAGGCAUCAUGGGAAGGAUUUUUGAAGAUUUUCUGAACAAAGCUCUGUGAACCCUCAACCUUUGCCUUGUUGUUUGCUUUGGUAUUGUUUCAGCUUUUUUUGCGACUAUAUUUUUAUUUUUCUAAAAAUCUUUCUUGCUCACUUAUUUUACUGCACUUUACUGUUUACUGUUUUUUUUUUUUAAAAAAAACUAACAUCUGAUCUUGUCAAUAGUAUAAAAUGAUCACAUAUCAGUGGCAAUGCUCGUGCCUGAACUGCUUAUCCCCACAAGGGUCGCAAAAUUGACCGGUCGCCUCCCAUUCGAAGUGCUGUAUAAAAAUUGAAAACCACCUCAAAAAGGACAUCUUGAGACGCAUCGAAGCCCCGCCGUUCAAUCGGGACUGUAUUUGAUACUCCCUUUAAUACAUAAUUGAAUAUAUAUGGAACAGGAUGGCAGCAAAGCACUACUUUAGUCUAAAUGAAGCUCCUCAAUUCAUUUCAACAUUACUCCAAUACUUUUAUUGCACUAAAAGAGAUACUAGGUCAGUUUUUCAGUGAAGUCCAGAAAUCCAUCCAUCCAUUUUCUGUUGACGCUUAUCCUCACGAGGGUCGCGGACAGUGCUGGAGCCUAUCCCAGCUGUCAAUGGGCAGGAGGCGGGGUACGCCCUGAACUGGUCGCCAGCCAAUCGCAGCGCACAUGUAGAUAAACAGCCGCGCUCACAAUCACACCUACGGGCAAUUUAGAGUGUCCAAUUAAUGUCGCGUGUUUUGGGGAUGUGGGAGGAAACCGGAGUGCCUACCCGUAGAAAACCCACGCGGGCACGGGGAGAACAUGCAAACUCCACACACGUGGGUCCGGGAUUGAACCCGGGACCUCAGAACUGUGAGGCCAACACAAAAAGAAAAAGAAAAAGUGAAAUGUGGGACACACUAUAUAUGAUCAAUAAAUCAAGAAAAUACAGCUAUACGUAAUGAAAAUACUACUAAUUUUUUAAGGGGGAUUUAAUGAUCAUUCUUGAAUGUGGCUAUAAAGUAAAAAUCAAAAAUUUCACGUGGGAAUAAUAAAUUCAAUUGAGUUUCCUUUCCAUUCCUAAUCAAGGUAACAUACUUAACGAUCAGAGACGGCCGACUAUUAUGAUUUGAUAUGAAGUCUUGCACCAUUUUUUUUCCACUUCAAUGUCAUAAGCAUAAAGCAUCUGUGUAGCAAAGACUUUUUUUUUUUUUUUUUUGUCUGGAGCAACAAAGCCUGACAUCAUUGGCCGUGUUUGGAAGGAGAUAAGGCCGCUCGUACGGCUGACAGCUGCGCCUCGGGACUCGCGUGCACUAUGUACUCAACUUGGGUUGAUUAUUAUUUAUUAUUAUUAUAAUUUUUUUUUUUUUACUUGCUACAUUGCGCGGCUCAACCUCGUGAGACUCACUUUCAGCCGACCUAUUCAAACAAAUACAAAUGUUUCUUUUUGCUCUGCUUCUUGCCAGGUGUUCACAUGUGCAUCCACUUAUUACACUUGCCUUACAUACAUAUUUACAAAAAAAAAAAAAAUCAUUUUUUUUUUUUCCCCCCCAAUUGCACGUGGCGCAGCUUGCACAAGUGAACCGAGCACAUUAUGUUUGCUCUUUUUCCUUUAACAUUCUGCCCCCCAGGCCUCAACCGUCUCAGAGCGUAGUGAAUGAAAAGCUCUUGAAAAAAGAACUACGAGAACCCUGAUGUGCUCUAGUAGUGUAGAAUGCGCGCACACGCACGCUGGAGGGAUUCAAGCUGCUCAACAACGCGUCCUGACACCGACAGGUGACCUACAACUUCGGGCAACAGCGCCGACUCUCUUCCGCCGAGUCCAGGACCCGGAACGGACCGUGAUUGUACACUUGAAGCCAUCGCUUCAUUGUUGCAUGCGUGUGCGUGCAUGCGCGGCUGCUGCCCACGGCGAUGCUCUAGAAUGGACGACGCCGAAUAUAAAUCAGGUGACUGAACAGGAAGGGGUUUCUUCCCGGACAAGCCCAGAAGAUUGUGUCAUGCCCACGCCUACAGAACACGCACACGCACACCAGUAUUUGCCAGCCAGCCUCCGCACAGUCCAGACCGACUCACUGACUGGACCCUCCUCGGAGUGCUCGUCUCAUCUCCGUCAGGACGAACCACGACCGUAUUUUGUUGUCCUUGUGGGAUUCACUGUGGCGCUUGUAAACAUUUCGGGAAGCGGGAAUUUCAUUUUGCCGAUGCCGAGGAGCGCGAGGGCAGGCGACGCGCUUACCAUGUGGAUCCCGACCCCCGGCAUGACCCGACCUCAGCGGCUGGUGCUGUACGGGACGUGCGCGCUGGCCCUGCUGAACUCCGUCGGUCUCCUGGUGCUCCUGCUCCAGCAGGACCGCCAGCACGUCGUCCUGGAGCGGACGGCGGCCAGGCUGACCGAGGUGGAGCAGAGCUCAGUGGUGGAGUUCCUCCGGGAGGUGCCCCGAGAACGGGCGGCGGCGCAGAUGGCUGCCGGGAAAACUCAGUACGGCUACUCCAGGAACAAGAGGAGCGAGGCGCUCGAGCUGGAUGAGGAGCAGGAGAAGGCGUUGGAGGCGAUGCGGGAGACCCACGCGGGGACGGAUGAGGACCAGGAGACGGAGCGGGAGGUCGACCACCAAGUCCCGGUGGAAACCGACACGGAGCCCGAGCAGCCCCAGAAGCACGAGCGACAUCGUAAUCAUCGUUACAGCAAGGAGUACGUGCAGGAUGACAUGAUGAUGAUGCUCACCUACUCCAUGGUGCCGAUUAAAUUGUUGAUGGACAUCUGUAACAGCACCAAAGGAGUCUGCAUAGCCGGGCCCCCGGGACCACCCGGUUUGCCCGGUGCAGACGGCUUGCCCGGCGCCAACGGGACGGACGGAAUUCCGGGACCGGACGGGCCUCCGGGAGCUGACGGUAAACGAGGAAAAAGAGGACUGCCGGGUGACAAGGGAGAACCGGGAGAGCCCGGCCCCCCCGGGCAAGACGCCCGACCGUCCAACGACGUCAUCGUCGAGGGUCCUCCUGGACCCCCUGGGCCGCCUGGCCCCCCUGGACCUCCAGGACCUCAGGGGCCCCCGAGGAUAAGGCACCAUAGAGCCCACCUGCAGGCGGCUCAGACCAUGGAAGAAGCAUUAUAUUCAAUUCCAAACGAUGAGACUUCGCUUGUGAAGGCUUACAGGAAACUCCACCAGAAGCCGCCAAAGAGGAGCGAGUGCCUGAUAAAGUCUCUGGUCAACCCCAGAAACGUGACAAAGAUGGAAAGCACGUUCGGCACCUGGAUGAAAGACACCGCCGCGCUCAACGACCAACGCGUAUGGGUGGCGGAGCACUUUUCAGGUCGCGUGCUGAGGGAGUAUCAGAGCGUCGCGGCGUUGCGGCACAACGGCAGCGACGAGGUCAACGUUCGCAAGUUCUACCAGGGGUGCGGUCACGCCGUGCACAACGGCUCCUUCUACUACCAGAUCGCUGGCACGUCCAGCAUCGCCAGAUUUGAUCUGGCCACCAAGAAGCUCCGCACGCUGACGGUGGAUAACGCCCUGUACCACAACCUGGCCUACCUGCUGGACAACUCCAAGACGUACUUCAAACUGGCGGCGGACGAGAACGGCCUGUGGCUGAUCUUUGCGUCCGCCGCGGACGAGAGCGUGGUGGUGGCCCAGCUGGACCAGAAGACCUUCUCCAUCACCUCCUCCAUCAACACCACGUACCCCCGCACCAAGGCCGGCAACGCCUUCAUCGCCUGCGGGGUUCUGUACGUCACGGACACCAAGGACGCCAGGGUCACUUUUGCGUACGACCUGCUCAAGGGCAAACCGGUUAACGUGACCUUUGACCUGAGGCCUCCAGGCGGAGUCCUGGCAAUGCUGUCCUACAGCCCCAAGGACAGACAUCUGUACGUGUGGGACAACAACUACGUCAAGCUCUACGUGGUCCGCUUCCUUUCCGAUGAGUAACAUUUCAUAACCAAACCGGACUUUUUGAAAAAUGUAUUUCGAAGUGUAGUUAUUUGCACUCGGAAAUACACGCAAAAAGGCCCUUUGGAUUAAAUGAUCAAACUGUACACAUGAGGUGGCUUAAACAUUUUCAGAGUUGUAUAUUCUUUAUCCUCUGCAUCAAACGACCACGACUGUAGUUUGAUCAUUCAUUUAUAGUCGUGACAUUUAUUUUUUGUGUCCCACUCGGUCCCCCGGUAGCCAAACAGCACAACAGAAGUAAUUAAUUUAAUCACGAUGCGCACACUGUGACAUUCUUUACUUGAAAACGAAUUUUUUUUUGUCUUAUUUAGAGAGGACGCAACAGCGUAAUCGCAUUAUCAUUCAUUUUUGAAUAAUUUGGGUGACGAGCAUUAUGCAUGAAAGAAUUACUCACAUUUCGAGGCACCAUUGUAGUACAGUUCAUAUUUGCGAUGUACGGGGAACUCCUCGGCCUUACAAAGCCCGUCCCCUGUCCGCCAUUUUGUCCGGCUAAUGCUCGUCCAAGUAUUUUGACCUAAAUUCUGACUUUAAUGGUGGAAUCCGACCUAAGUUAAGUCGCUUCUGGAGGAACGGAUCUCGGUCGUAGACCGAGGACUCCCUGUAUCUUGACCGAACAAUUAUUCAACCCUUUCCGGGCAAAUUUGCAGCAGGUUUAAUAUAAAUCGAAAAUUUCAAGUCCAGAGUAUCAUUUUGUGAAUGUAUCAGAUUUUUGGUCCAGAGAGAGUUCAGAUAAAUGUUAUUGAAAAAUGUCUAUAAUGUGGCUGACAAUAAUACGGGCUGUGAUAACAAAGUAAAACAAAUUUAUUUUGAUUUUACACGCAAAUGUGCUUUGCAUGAUUAAAAGCAUUUGAUAAAGAAAAAAAAAAUAAAUUGGGAAUAAAUUCCCUGGCUAGUAUUUAAUGAACACUUUGGUAGGCCGAGAGUAUUUCGAUGUUAGUCACAAGAAGAGAAAAGUAUUUUUGGAGGGCGUACUUUGUGUAAAAAAUGUUGAGAACCACUGGAUUGGAGAACAACUAUCAUAAUUUGUGGAAAAAUGUAAAGUGCUGUAUUUACAUCUCAUUCUCAGUGUUUAUUUAUGAUAUUGCGGCGUUACUAACAGAUUUUUGUCCUCCUUCCACUUUAGAUGAAUUUAUAACUUUUCCCCCCCCC